Molecule: messenger RNA, 4594 nt
Organism: Felis catus (domestic cat)
Lineage: Eukaryota; Metazoa; Chordata; Mammalia; Carnivora; Felidae
Gene: ATAD1
Product: ATPase family AAA domain containing 1
Exons: 9
Coding region: 2314-3303 (329 amino acids)
Cellular component (GO): mitochondrial outer membrane
Molecular function (GO): ATP hydrolysis activity; ATP binding
Source: RefSeq, a predicted model, not a curated record
GAGCCGGGUCUGACUGUCGCCCCGGCGCUGCCACCACCUAGUGCAGAGGCGGAGGCGGUUCUUCGGGCCAGGGCACGCUUUCGCAGAGGAUGGUGCUGAGCGUACUAACGCGUCCUUUAUGUGAAGGUUGGCAGGCAUUGUCACAGGCUGUGUUCCUGGGGCCUUGUUGCCUGCGAAACUGGGACUCCGGGGUUGAGAAAAACUUUCUGCAACCCCGCGGUGAAAUAGGACCGAAACACUCCACCCUCGGCCCCUCAGCUGUCAGUCGAUUGCUUAGUGACGAGGUGGUCCGAUUUCCAAAAGUUUUCUGCCCUGAAACGGAGAACUCUCUAAGUGAAACUCCCUGGGAUCACGUUUGCCUAACAGAUAGCUGCGAAUUGGCAGCGUUUGGGUUUAUUUCUUAGUUGUACGUCCUACUGUCUGUUUAUGCACAUAUUUGUGUGUGCAUUUGGUUCGUCGUUAACGUCUAUACACGACUGAAACCCAUGCCCUACUGUUGUACGCAAAUGGAGCUUUGGUUGUGUUUUCCGCUGUCGUGGCACGGCUCCUGCAACGGCCUUAACACUGCAGGUGUAUCAAUGUCGUAUGAAUGAUAGAUGAGUGUACAAUAAAGUAUAUACAGUUUCAACCUACAAGUAGAAGUUUCUGUUUCAUUUCAGGAUUUCAAAGUCAUUGUAGAAGACGGACUACUGUUUUAGAGGUGGCCAUAGGUCUAGGGUACUCUACGACAGGCACUAACUUAAAUACAGGAAUAUGUGUAGCUAACAGGGUUUAUGUCGUGAUACUCCCGGUAGGAUUCGAAAGUGGCAUUGUCUCGAUGUCUGGGAUGUACUGAAAAUCGCCCUGGUUGUUCGUGCAGUUCGGCGAACAUCCAGCAGAUGGCGGUUUCAUCACUGCCAACCCAAACUUUUAAAUCAAUGGAAUCCUUUUAUUCAGAUGUCACUAGUUUUCAUCGAUUAGGCUAACAAGACCUUGAUUUUUGCCUACUGGCUUAUUUUCCUGUAUGAAUAAUAUCCCCACACAAUGAUUCCACAGGUUCUAACUGCAUUUUCAAAUGUACCCUGUUGGAAUGAAGGUUAGCUAGGUCAAUUUUCCUCUUAUCAGAAGCGGAGUGCUGUUAGCUCCUCUUUAGGAGUCCGUGCUGACGGAUGAAAGCACACUUCAGUUUGUUACAUGAGGAGAGAGUUUAAUUAGGUGGCUCCUCCCUAGCUCCGUUUAUAAAAAUAUAAUUAAUAACUGGACUGUGUGUUCCUUGAGCAAAGUCAUUGUCUCUUAGCCAUUAUUGUAUGCCAGUAUAUAGUAGGCAUUAUAUAUAUAUUCAUGUUCAGGAGGCGCUUUAUGGUUUGACUCAAAUCACUUAAUGUCCCUAGGUCAAAGUUUCUUCAUCUGAAACGAAGGCUUUCAAUUAUUUUGUUAAGUAAGUUGAAGUUAAUGAUGUACUGCUGUGAAGGAAAUGGCCCCUAGUGAUGGAGACACGUGGAACCCUUGACUUUUUGUUUUGGAAAUCAUUCGAAAGUCUGGCAGCGGUUUUGUUGGAAUGAUAGAGUGGGAAGUUUUUCUGCAGUCGGAGUUCAUCUUUUGAACAGAUAAUUACUGAGUAGCCUCUCUCUUAUGUGGAGAAGAUAUCAAUCCCUUUUUAUAAGGAGUUGAAUUCUGGUGGAGUAGGCUAGGCAUUAUAUAAGCUCAGUAAUGGGGCCACAUGAAUAAUACAGGAUAUCAAUGUGAUCUGAAGGCUUUGAGGUGUGGAUAGAAUUGGACUGAUCCUGGAUAAAGGGGGAGAACUGGCCUAUCUGGGGCACCAGGCAGAUAUGGUAGAGGGAAAAUACACGUGGCGUUUUCUGGUACCAGUGCCUCCAGCUACAGGAGGGGUGAGAAGUUCCUCUUUGGGGCUAGGUUAGGAUGCCUUGAAUGCUUGGAAAUCCUGUUAGUGAAGGAAAAGCUUUGGGGAAUUGUCGGAGCUAUCCCAGGGGAGGGCGGUGAAGGUCUUUAACUGGGUAGUAGGAGUGAGAAGGCAAACCUGAUGUUAGAGGAGAAAAGACCGUGGAUGGUAAUCUUUGCGGUUCCUGAUUUUCACCUGUUGCUGAGCUGUCUGUGCAAAGUCUCACUUACUCCUUUUCACCCGAGUGCAGAAUAUAUUCUCUCUCUCCCUCUGCCUCCCCCUCUCUUACUCGUAUAGCAUAGCACUCAGCACGGUCCUGUGCUAUGAGAGACUAAUGGCAUUGUUCGAAGCCGAGAUCCUAUUUUGCAAAAUGUGAUAGUCAAAUCAUCCCCUAACAGCCUUAGUUUUCUGGGUAGUUACUGCCUUUGCUAGGCAUGUGCAUGCCUUCUGCAAGCCUGUACGGGACUGAUGUAGCUGCUCAGAGAUGCAUGUCAAAGCAGGCAUGUUGCCUCCUUUUUUCCUCUCUUGGGUUGAUCAAGAUGGUACAUGCCGAAGCCUUUUCUCGUCCCUUGAGUCGGAAUGAAGUUGUUGGCUUAAUUUUCCGUUUGACGAUAUUUGGUGCAGUGACAUACUUCACAAUCAAAUGGAUGGUAGAUGCAAUCGAUCCCACCAGAAAGCAGAAAGUGGAAGCUCAGAAACAGGCAGAAAAGUUAAUGAAACAGAUUGGUGUGAAAAAUGUGAAGCUUUCAGAAUAUGAAAUGAGUAUUGCAGCUCAUCUCGUAGACCCUCUUAACAUGCACGUUACUUGGAGUGAUAUAGCAGGUCUGGAUGAUGUCAUUACGGAUCUGAAAGACACAGUCAUCUUACCCAUCAAAAAGAAGCAUUUGUUUGAAAAUUCCAGGCUUCUGCAGCCUCCAAAGGACUCCUUUCUGCGAAACCGUUCAAGUUCUGACCAUGAAGCUACCGCCAUGAUGAAAGCUCAGUUUAUGAGUCUGUGGGACGGAUUGGAUACUGACCACAGCUGUCAGGUCAUAGUUAUGGGGGCCACCAACCGUCCUCAGGACCUUGACUCGGCCAUAAUGAGAAGAAUGCCUACAAGGUUUCAUAUCAACCAGCCUGCUCUAAAACAAAGAGAAGCAAUCCUGAGACUCAUCUUGAAAAAUGAAAACGUGGACAGGCACGUGGACCUGCUGGAAGUCGCCCAGGAGACGGAUGGUUUCUCAGGCAGUGACCUGAAGGAGAUGUGCAGGGACGCCGCCCUCCUGUGUGUCCGGGAGUAUGUUAACUCUACAUCGGAAGAAAGCCGCGAUGAAGAUGAAAUCCGGCCUGUGCAACAGCAGGACCUGCAUCGAGCGAUUGAGAAGAUGAAGAAAUCCAAGGACGCCGCAUUUCAGAAUGUUUUGACACAUGUUUGUUUAGAUUAAGAGUAAAGAUCAUUUGUACAGUUCAGUGUGAUCUAGUUUGGUGCACUCUUAUCAUCAGUGGAAAUAGAAUGAAAACAGGAAUGUCCUUCACGCCGUGAGAGAGUUAAAUGUUCACGACACUGGUUUUAUACUCUGACUCCUAAGUUAUUGAGAUGUAGUUGUUCUGUAAGCGGUGUUACUACUCGUCAGAAAUCAUGAGGAGGAACAGUCUAAUCCAGCCUGAGUGCGGGCUCGCGUCUGACCUCUGUCUCCGGACGCUGCGGCCUCAGAGCAUCUAAGCUGGUCUUAAAGUAACGAUUUGUCGAGUCAUUCGUGGAAACAGGGAUGUGGGUAAGUGCUGGUUUCUCGAUACGUGAGUGAGUGAGUGAGUGAGUGAGUGUGUGCGUGUGUAUUAAAUGUAUAUAUUCACACAUUUUAUAUUGAUAUUCUGUAGAUAUGUUUGAAUACGGAAACUUUUUUUUACCCCAACUACUGAAUCAAAAAGUACCAAAUAGUGUACAGCAGAACUAAGAUUUCUGGUCGUGUGUAAAGGUACAGUGAUUCAGCCAUUUCCAGCUGUCACCUGUGUCCGCUUUCGUUUUAAGUUGAGCAUUUCUCCGCAGUGGAAUAGUCGGAGUCCGCCACGUCUCUGCUUCAGGAGGGGCUCCACUAUUACGCUGGUCGGAAAAUCCAAUAAAAAUACUUGAUCAGUGAUCAGCAUUGAGUGGUUGUCAGGCAUUUGGGUGAUCGACACGGAUUUCAAGUCCUUCUAUAAGCACACUGAGCAGAGGCCUGUUUUCAAUUGAUACACGUGAACGUGGUUGGAGGAGCCUUUCCAAAUGGCUUUGAGAAACUACAGUGCCAUGCAGUACACAUCUGUGACUUUUCCUUCAUUUGAUGGAACGUAGUUCUGUUGUAACCAUGGUUUUGUAAUGUUAUUUUAAAGUUAUGUUUUUUAAUUAUGGUCAAAUAUAAUUUGGUCAUCAGAAAUGAAAUGAUAGUUUAAAACAAGUAGCUGUUGCUAGCUGUGCUAAAAAUACUCAUUUUGUGACUUUAAUUUUUAAAGUUUUCUUAGCAUAUUAUAAAUUGUGCCCUAGUUAGUACAGAUACACACGUCAGAGUCCCCAUAUUGUAUCCAUAGUCAUUCGAUGCUGUGUGCCCUCCAUAGGAUAACAUUUUUUUUUUUGUCCAGAAUUUCACUAACCAGAAUUCUGUUAUAGGCCCUUAAACACACCGCAUGAGGAAAAUGGCACAAUAUGGUCUUGAGGUGCCUUCUGUGAACCAUCUGAAAGAUUAAAUUAUGCUCCAUAUA